GAGAGAGAGAGAGAGAGAGACUCAUUCACCGCGUCUCUCCCCUCUGAUCGUGAAUACGAGUUUCUAGUUGUUACGUUAAUCUCACCCCACCCUGGAACGCUUAUUUUGUUGCGUCUACAGACUAGACCCCUCGGUCAUCCGUCGACGGACGGAGGUAGUGUGAAUGCGCCCUGGCCUGAAUACGCGCGGACCAUGGACCUCUAAAGACCGUUUGGAAUGCGCCCGGACCGUUUUGAGUACACCAUCCGGGUCCUUUCAGUGCACUGCUUUCCCCCCGAUCGUAAUUGGAACGCCCUAAUCAAACUAAGUAUACUCCUUUAUAGUCAACCCCCACCACACGUUAUCGUCGUCAUUUUGAAUACCCAAAGGCACUUUUAAGAGCCACGUCCAUCUGUCUGCCUUUCUGUCUGGCUGUCUGUCUAUCUAUCUGCCUGUUUGGCUGUCUAACUGUCUGUCUGCCUAUCUGUCUGUCUGUCUGUCUGUCUGUCUGGGUCAGUCUGUUUGUGUUGCAAUGGCCAUGAGACAUACCAUUGACCGCCAGCAUCCCAGCUACAAAGAGGGGAAACGUAAAUUGCUUGAAAGUAAACAAGACCACCUUAUAGCUGAAGCUGAGAGAGCCGUUGAGGAGAGGAAACGUGCGCGUUCUGGUGGAGGACCUCCAUGUGGCUCCACUAGUGACGGUGCAAGACGAGGCAAGCCGAGGGGGAGGCGUGGAGGGCGACGCGGAGGGCGACGCGGAGGGCGACGCAAAGCCUCAGCCACAGUCACGUUCCCCCCAGCUGAGUGCUCCCCGUCAUCCCAUGAGGACGUUCCGCUUACUGUACCUUCAGCGCAACUGAAUCCUCAAGAGGCAUUUGAAAAGUUUGUGGAGAGGCUUUCAUCUCUAAAUGCCUCUGGUCCUUCUGCCAAGCCUCAAAGAAGCUCUGCAUCUUCAUGGACUUUUCGGCAGCAGAAAGCCUCAGAGCGCUGGACAGAAGCACGACCAAACCACCUACAAGGCCUCAUUGAAAAGGAGGCUGUUGGUCAUCCCUUGUGUUGCCUCUGCCCCAAGCCGGCUGUUAUUAGGUGCAGAGAGUGUCUCCCUGAAGAGUGGUUCUGUGGGGACUGCGAUGUACUGCAUCACAAAAAACAGCCACUCCACAACAGGGAAUGUCUGAUACGUGGGUUCUUUGAACCCAUUCCUCCAACCACACGCGUCAUGAAAGGGGAGGAUGGAUAUUUCACUCAGGAGCAAGCUUGCAUCUUGCCAACUGUGAGUGUGUCAAACUGCGUCUGCGAUGGCACAACCUUCACUGUGUUACCAGGCAAACCAGUGAUUUUAAUUAACAUCAAUGGACGUUAUGACUUGCAUCAGCCACUGUAUGUAUGUCAGACGUGCCAGCAGCAGAGGACCCCUGACAUGAAGCACUUCCUUCAGAGUGGAUAUUGGCCAGCCUCUCUCAAUACUUCCACGUUGUACACGUUGGACCUCUUGAGCUCCUUUCAGGAACUGAAAGUAAUCUCUCCGGGAUUCUCCAGACAGGCCUUCGCAAAGCUCCUGGAGCAUCGCACCAAGUGUGGAGGACGAUCUGGACAUAUCAAAGGUGACACCCUGCAGCGCAGCUUCUUGGAGUUUUCAUAUGCUUCGUUUGAGAAGGACCAACUCUGCUGUGGUGCUGUUCUCACCUGCCCAGCCUGCACACCAGAAAUGUUGGCUGUUUCAGUAGAUGGAAACAGAAAGUUAUAUCGCUUUCGCCGAAAUGGAAGUUCUGGUGACCAUGCCUUUUUUGAAGGUUUAUUUGUGGCUGAAGACAGUGCAGUGUCUGGAUUUGUGGACAUGAUCCAGAAAGCUGUGAAAAAGACACAGGGAAGAGGCACGUGUGGGGACUCCCAAUGGACAGCAGCACGGGAGACAUCAAGAAGGGCAUCCAAAUUGGAUGAAGAGGGCAUGGAGGUUGCUGUGUGUCGCCAUGGUUUCCUUCUUAAAGCCCUUAAUAUGUACAGGGGAGAAAUAUUUGCCUGCCCCAUGUACCUUCAAAAGGAGCUGAUGCCAGCCAAGGCACAAUUCUUUGCCAUGGAUGUGGCUUGCAAAUACUGGCCAUACCUGGAGAAAGUUGCCAGUGUCCUUCCUGCUCUCCAGGAGCUGACCACCAUGAAACCUUUCCUCAGCGUCAUGCAUGCUCGAGCUCAUGCUACCAAGUGUGAGAUUAAAUGGAGUGGUAGGAACCAGGAAGGAGCAGGGACAACCGCCGGUGAAGAGGUGGAACAAGUUAACAGCUACCUCUCUCGUUGUGCCCUUACGACAAAAUAUAUGUCGAAAGCAGCCCGGUUGGACAUGCUCACAUUGCAUGCAAUGUUGUGGAACCAGAAGAAAGGGGAUUCCUUACACCAGGCACUUUCCCCAAGAUAUGUGAAGACUUGUCAGAGGCUCCUGGAUGAGACUGCAAUGCUAGCAGUGCUAAAAACCCAGCUACAUCUCUCAGAUGAAAUGGUGUCACAGUGGAUCUCAGAUGUGAUGGAAUGGGCAGCUGGUGAGACACGAGAUGCAUCUGACAACCUGCAAGGCACCACACACACAGGGCUUCAGCGGUCCAUUGAGGGGCUCUACCUCAGUGUGAGGCAGCGGAAGCUAAAUCUGUACCGUCAGAAUGACAGCAACAAGCUUCGCCACCGGCUUCGGAGGAAGCUGGCAGAAGAGAAAAAGCUCCUUUUUCAGGAGAUACAAAAGCACAACAAGCUUGACUCUGCAGCCAACAUCGAUGCAGCUGUGGUGGAGCACUCCCUGAGUGGAGAGAGCACUGUGUCCCCAAUAUGGCCUUGGGAGGUUCAUGACAGCGCAAACAUUGGAACCAAGAAACGGCUUCAUGACCAAGUCAUGACAACAAAGCGACUGCAGGAGGAAAAAAACAUUCUGGUGAUGGAGAUGGCACAACACUGCACAUGGUUGCAGAACCUGGCAUUGGUUCUCAAAAACAAGGUGGCUGAGUCGGGUGGAGAGUCUGGAGACAAAGGAGCUGAAGGACUUUGCAGUCUCUUGAGGAGAAGAAACACAGAGGUGUCAGAGGGGUUGCAAGUGGUCCUGCAAAAAUACAAGACUGCUUUAGGUCCUGAGGCCUCUGUCAUUCAAAAUAUUGAAGAGGAAGACCAAAGUGUCCACAGCAGUCCAGACACCAGUGAGGAUGAAGAGGAAAGCAUAAUUUAGAUUGAAGCUGCACUGAGGAUGGACUAAGGAAAUGGACUUGCCUAGAAAGCACUAAUGUGAUAAAACAUGCAUUCGGGCGUCUUAUAUUAUUUCACACGCAUAGAUAUUAACUUGGCACUAUGGGGGAGGGAACCAAGGAAGGCAGGCUUUCCUAUGAUUGGCCGUUCUGAAGCGCGAUAUUCGAUUGACAGCCCUCCUCAGCCCGAAUUCAGCCAAGGGUUUCUUACUUGAAGGGACCUUCGCCCAGACGUGAUUGUCUUCUGAGUUUCAGCCAUUGACUACAAUACAGAAUGAAUGAGAGGAGGGCUGAGGAAGGCUCUCAAUCAAAUAUCGUGCUUCAGAAACAGCCAAUCACAGGAAAGCACGCCCUGCCUUGAUUCCCUCCCACAUAGUGCCAAAAUUAAAUUUGAGCGAGAGAGAAAAACAUCAUUCGCGAGAGGCUGUUUUGUAUGACCAAAGUUAUUCCCCCCUCUCGCUUGCAACGAGGUAAUAAUAAUAAUAAUACAUUUAAUUUAGAGGCGCCUUUCAAGACACCCAAGGUCACCUUACAGAGCAUAUAGUCAUCAUACAUUAUUUAAAAAAAACAAGACAUUGUGUAAAAUUAAAUAAACAUAAGCAAUAAGAAAUAAAUAAAACAAAAACAAGACAAAACAAAACAAAAAAAACAAUCAAAACAGUGAUCAGUUAGACGUUGUGUGCGAGUUUGAACAGGUGAGUGAGAGUAAUGCUCUCGAGGAUCUUUUUUCCUGGCUCGGGGAGCUGCGCUCUGAGUGCGGACGUGCGCACAGAUAAUUUGGGCGCUCGCAGUUAACAUCAACGUGUAUGAAAUAAUAUAAUACGCCCGAAUGCAUGUUUUAUCCCAUUAGUGCUUUAUGGCACUAAUGUGUCGCCAUACUCAACCGCUUAUCCUGGCAACUUCACACCUGACACUGCACCCUUGGGUCUUCUGCAAUACACCCACCAAGUGUAAAAUAAAUCAGAUGAACACUACUAACUGCUUCCUGUCAACUGACAGCAGUCAGCUGACCGUCAUUACAUCGCUGUAGCACGUGAACAUUCAUUGGUGCCAUACUUGACAGCUCUCCACACAGUUACAUAGCAUUGUGGUGAAUGUUCAGACCACUGUUUCAUCUCUCCCCUUCCAGCGUCACAGAAUAUCAAUCUUGGUGAUGGAGGCACUAGCAUUUUGGUGUGUUAUUUAGUUAAUGUGUGUAAAAGAUGACUUCCUCAAAUGUCUUGUUUUGUUCGGAAUUCAAAGAUUCAGUUGACAGAAUAUAUAGAAGUAUUAAGAAACCAGAAAAUAUUACAUUUGAGAAUCUGGAAUCUGAUCAUUUUGAAUUUUUUUAUUUUUCAAAAAAUGAAAAAGUGAUUAAUCGUUCAUCCAAACAGUUGGUUAUUAAUUAAAAUCAAAUAGUUGCAUGUCAUGUAAAAUGUAAAUCAAGGAGAACGACCAUUUUGAUUGAUAGGGUGGCGUGACUAAGUAUGUAUACAUAUAAUAUGUAUGUAAUAUGCAUUAGACUGUAUGUAACAAAGAGACAGUUGUAUAGUUAAUAUAGGUACGUACAGUAUAACUGGAUUACAUGUUCUGUUGUCAGUGCUUAUGUAAAGCUAACCCUACAGUCCAUUUUUAAGAAAUACAGCCCAAAUUGUUUGUGUGUUGGACAGAUCCAUUUGGUGCAUUUUCUCCAGUAUUGUUGCAAAAGAUGAAUACAUUAUUGCCAAAAAUGACCAUUUUUUGUUUUACUUUUCCAUCAUGUUUAGAAACAUCAUGUGACAGUUUUGUGUUUUAUAAAAAAAGAUAGCCUAUCAAGAGAAAAUAUGGGAAACAAACAUAAAUAAUGCAUAAUUAAUUAUA
Messenger RNA from Gadus morhua (Atlantic cod), 5036 nucleotides. RefSeq lists its product as uncharacterized. The coding region runs from base 512 to 3181 and encodes 889 amino acids. The record is from RefSeq and is a predicted model, not a curated record. Lineage: Eukaryota; Metazoa; Chordata; Actinopteri; Gadiformes; Gadidae. The transcript has 19 exons.